Messenger RNA from Poecilia reticulata (guppy), 1764 nucleotides. RefSeq names its product KAT8 regulatory NSL complex subunit 2 (gene kansl2). Lineage: Eukaryota; Metazoa; Chordata; Actinopteri; Cyprinodontiformes; Poeciliidae. Gene Ontology annotation, cellular component: NSL complex. The record is from RefSeq and is a predicted model, not a curated record.
CGCUGCAAGUGGGUGGGGCUAGAUUGGCUGUAAUCAGGGAAUCCGGGGAGAAGUCGCGUUAUUGUAGUUUGGGACUCUUCGUCUGUCCGGACGUCUCUACAGGAGGAUUUGUGAUGAACAGAAUCAGAAUACACGUUUUGCCCUCGAGUCGUAACCGGGUGAGUCAGACGGCCCGACCGCAGGAGCCCCAGGCCUGCGCCUUCACCCAGCGGCCCUGCACCCAGCCUCGCCUCGAGGGCUUCGACUUCUGCAUCAAACACAUCCUGGAGGACAAGAACGCCCCGUACAAACACUGUAGCUACGUCUCCGCCAAGAACGGCAAGCGCUGCCCAAACGCUGCUCCGAAGGCCGACAGGAAAGAUGGGGUGACGUUCUGUGCCGAGCACGCUCGUAGGAAUGCGAUGGCCCUGCGAGCUCAGAUGAGGAAGGCUACCUCAGGUCCGUCUCCGGAGGCUCUGCUGUCCCAGCUUAGCUGCUUCAACCGAUCAGAGACCCACAGCCUAGACGGAGGACGCUCUGAGGCCAGCCGCAUCCUGGAUGAAGAAAGUCUGAGUGAAGAGGAGCAGGGCCCGCUGGUGUUGGACCAGACCUGGAGGGGAGAUCCUGACAGCGAGGCCGACAGUGUUGACAGCGAUCACGAAGAUCCUCUGAAACAUGCAGGGGUUUACACAGCAGAGGAAGUGGCUCUGAUCACCAGAGAAAAGCUCAUCAGGCUGCAGUCUCUGUACAUCGACCAGUUUAAGCGCCUGCAGCAUCUGCUGAAGGAGAAAAAGCGUCGAUACCUGCAAAACCGUAAACUGGAGCAUGAAACCUUAGGAAGUAGUCUGUUAACGGGACCUGAAGGUCUGUCCAUGAAGGAGAGGGAGAACCUGAAGAAGCUGAAAGCUCUGCGCCGAUACCGCCGCCGGUACGGAGUGGAGGCCCUGCUGCACCGGCAGCUCCGGGAGAGGAGGCAGGCGGUGACAGAGGGAGUCUCUCAGCUCCACAUGAGAGCAGUGGGUGAAAUCUGCAUGGCCUUCGUUGAUGGAGUGAGAUGCACCAACCCCUGCCUCCCGGUGGCCAGACACUGCCUCUCUCACAUCUGCCAGGACAGCAACCAGGUGCUUUUUAAAAUCUGCCCGGGGCUGAAAGACGCUCCCUGCGACCGCACCGUCCACAUGGGUCAGUCCGACGACCCCCGCUGCCCGCUGCACCUCACCCUGCCGCCGCCCAUGUACCAGCCGGAGCAGGAGCCGCCGCCGCAGGAGCACUUCACCCCGUCCAGCAAGGACAUGUACCUGAGCGCGGCGGAGCUGCAGCCCACAGAGAGCCUCCCGCUGGAGUUCAGCGACGACCUGGAUGUGGAAGGAGACGGCAUGCAGGGCCCCCCGUCCCCCCUGCAGUUUGACACGGCCCUGGCCCUGGAGGACCAGACCAUCAGAGCCAUCGCCGAGGCUCCGAUGGACAUCCUGACCGGAGAGGACCCGGACCAGGUGGACCUGGACACCUCGGGACACGAGCUGUCAGAAAGAGACGUGGACGCCAUCAUGGAUGAUCAGGUUGUGUCAGACGUAGGUGGAGGAGAAGAAGACGCCACCGACAGCUCGGCCCAAGACCUGGACCUGGCAGCCGGCAACGCGCCUCGAUGAACCGACGGCUUUUUAUUUUUCUGCUACUUUUGGUUCCAGAUAAUUUGGUUCUGUGAAUUGAUGAUCUACUGAAAUACCUGGUGGUACUCAAGUGUUUGUUUGUUGUAAUAAAAGGUGACAGAGGAACAAAACGCUG